UUUCUCACAAACAGAAAUCACAAUGGACGCAGUCAUCACCCUCCUUGUUCUUUCAACACUACCACAGCUUGUAGUAUCUCAGGCUUCCUCUGUGGCCUCAUUUAGAGCUGUUGCGGAGAUGGUGUCAGGAGAUUCAAGGAUCUUCUCUGGGGAGAGUGUCCGAUUGAGAUGCAGCAUUCCUGCUGGCCACAGGUCCACCUGGACUUUCCGGUGGUUCAGGGGAUCUGAGCAACUCUCACAGGAUAUGGACAGCCUCACUCUGUGGAAAGCCAGUGUUAAAGAAAGUGGAAAAUUUUACUGCCAAGGAGUGAGGGACACAGCGGUGGGAAACAUAUACACCCUCCAAAGUCUGCCUGUGGAGAUAAACGUGGAUGGAGGGUGGGCUAUCCUGCAGGUCCCGCCACAUCCUGGCCUUGUUGGAGACACCUUGACAGUGACGUGUCGCGUCCGAGCCAACCCCCAGCUUAGAGAGGUGAUCCUGUACAAAGAUGGUGUUGAAGUUAUGAGACAAAGUGGCCUGAACCCACAUUUCAACUUGACCAACUUGACCCUCAAAGACCAAGGACUGUAUUCCUGUAGGGCAUCCUGGGAUAUAGACAGACGUACACGCUCUGUAAUUUCAGCUGACAUUGAAGUGCAGGUCUCAGAGGUUCUGACGCAGCCAGCUUUGGAGAUUGUUGCUGGUGAUAACCUGAUACCAGCAAAUAUGAUGAGGCUCAUUUGCAAUCUCCAGUACAACGCCCGUGCUCCUGCCCCUCCAAUACACUACUAUUUCUACAAGAAUAACCAAAGACUGGGAAUAGCAACCUCUGAGAACCAUGAUCUGGUGAAACAGACCCCAGGCCAAUACAGCUGCAAGGCCAAGGUGCCUGAGUUGGGCAUCUCUAGGUUGAGUGAGCCCAAAAGCUUUGGACAAGAGACAGGACCAGUGACGAUGUCUCCAACUCUUCAUCCCAGAGAUCCAUGGCCUUUAGCUCCCCCAAUCCCAACCCCAGACCUUUCCCUGCUUCCUGCAGUUGAGCCCACAGCAGCCUGGCCCACCCCUCAACAAUCCAGUGCAACUCCUACUUUUAUUCGGCCUACAGAGGAGCGCACCCAAUCCUCAGAUCCUCCUCUGAAGCCUUCACAGCCGGCACCAAGCACUCUGCUACCUACAGUCCACCUCAUCACACAAACCCCAGAGCUUGUUGAUAUAUCUGAGGAAUCUGGUGACAUGUCUGGGGACUCUCCAGACAUUUACUUUGAUUAUAUGUCUGGGGACUUUCCAGACACUGUCCCAAAGUGACAAGUAAUCUUACUUUACAGACCAUUGCAGAAACUAAUCAUCCAAAAUCAUCCAAUCUGGGCAAUAAUGUGUGAAAAUAAUGUGUCAUCUUUCUCUAUCUGAUAUCAAUCAUACGGGGUCAUUGGGCUGCGAUUGCACACUUGUAUAUGUGAUUCUUUGUAUAACAUUAAUUUAACAGAUUAUAAGGUAUCGACUUCAUGAUCUCAUCUGUAGAAAACUAACUGGAUCAAUACUGUUGAGGAUAAUAACUAAUGUUAUUUUGCUUGAAGGAAAUAAAGCAUUCCAUAAAUGAUA
Molecule: messenger RNA, 1579 nt
Organism: Thunnus maccoyii (southern bluefin tuna)
Lineage: Eukaryota; Metazoa; Chordata; Actinopteri; Scombriformes; Scombridae
Product: high affinity immunoglobulin gamma Fc receptor I-like
Exons: 6
Coding region: 23-1285 (420 amino acids)
Biological process (GO): cell surface receptor signaling pathway
Molecular function (GO): transmembrane signaling receptor activity
Source: RefSeq, a predicted model, not a curated record